Astyanax mexicanus (Mexican tetra) is the source of this 6329-nucleotide messenger RNA. RefSeq lists its product as uncharacterized. Bases 798 to 4349 code for a protein of 1183 amino acids. Gene Ontology annotation, biological process: induction of positive chemotaxis; leukocyte chemotaxis. The record is from RefSeq and is a predicted model, not a curated record. Gene Ontology annotation, molecular function: CD4 receptor binding; cytokine activity. The transcript is spliced from 7 exons. NCBI's taxonomy places the organism in Eukaryota, Metazoa, Chordata, Actinopteri, Characiformes, Acestrorhamphidae.
UGAAUGGUAGCAGAGCAACACGCCCCUUUUUGUAUGCUGUCUUACCUGCACCUGCUGCUGGACUGUUUCUUCUCUUCGGUUUAGCAACUCUAAACUUCUGACCUAUAUUGUGGAUUAUUAUAUUAUCAGCUGGAUCGAACAAGAGGACAUUUAGAAAGAUCUGAACAAAUGGCUUUUAAAGGAAGAUCUACACGUUUUUGAACCACAUGAGGCACACUAACGUAAGGAUUUUGGAGGUCAGGGCCAUCUGACAGAGUCUGUGGCAAAACGGGAGGCAGGAAUCCAAGAGACCAACCACUGGAAUCCAUAGAAGAAAAAAAGAAUCUUCAGAGUCCAAAAGAAAACACAGUAUCCCAACAAAUGAACUGCCAAGUGUGAGUGUAAGCAGAUAUAAACAUUUUUGAGUGCUAAGGCCACAAGGGGAGUUGCCUUUUUCUUCUGAGAGCUCUGAGGGUGUUUUGUUUAUGGCUUAACCUUCUCUGCUGGACAUCUGCUGAGAACUGGAGGCUAACAAACUGCUCAACUACAACUACACCUGCAAAUAUUUUGAUUCCUUCUUUUUAUGGAUUUCUUCAAAGGUUUGCCACGUCGACAUUGGAUGGAAACCCUAGAAUUUACUGUGUGGUGUGAAUUACACAGUUGACAACCUACUCACGGCUUACAUUUGGAAUGGAUAUACUUGAUCACGUACGUUGCAAAAGAAUGAAACAUGAGCAUCUCUAAGAAAAGACUAUUUUGGGAAUUUACUUGCCUGCUGAUUACACUGUAAUCUAUGGACUGAGCCUUACUCUAAGAAAAUGGACAUGUCUGGAGCUGGGAAUGGAGAAAUAUCCAACAACUCUGAAGAACAAGGCCAGGGUAAGUCACCUGUAGCUCCAAUGCACUCUACUGCUGCUAGGUUCCAAAUUCGCUCCGCCAAAGAGCGGCAGAGGAUAUCCUCCAUUGAACCCACCAAGGGCUUGAAAACAAUACACAGUAGAUUUGACAGUGGAACUGGUGAAAAUGUGAGAAGAUUAAGCAGCAUUGACACUGGAAAGGAGGUGCUUAGAGUUCGUGCAAAUUCACCACAAACUCCUGAAUCUGAUGUACCAGACAGAAGAACACCUAGACCUCUCAGUCAGGUCAGCAUGGCAAAGAACACAGAAUUGCUGUCUGGCUCAGAGACAAGCGAUGCCACUCAAGAGAAGAAGCCAGAUAGUGUUGGCAACAUGACCACAAAAACAAGGGGAAGAACAGAAUGGAGAAGACCAAAUCUAUCAAACAGAAGCAAAAGUUUAGACUGGAGAGGAAUUGAGAGAGAAAAGGAGAACCAGACAGUGGCAAUUAUCGACUCUACUGACUUUAAAAUUCUCAGACGUUCUGAGAGUUUACAGGAGAAUGGGCCAGGAAGUAGCCCAAAGCCAAAUGAACCUGCCAGCCCGACUAAUAGCGUAUCACUAAGAAUACAAGCAUACAACGCGAUUGGUCAAGGAAAGCAGAGUAGCAGCAGUGCUACUCUUUCCCCAGUGUUCUCUGGAUCUUCCUCCGUUAGAUUUAGUCGGGUAGCUCUCGCUCUUGACCGGGCAAGUAGUGGCCAGUCUCUUCCAUCUAGACUGAAACGAAAUGAAAGCCAGGACAGCACAGAGGGUCUGAAAAGUCCAUGGUGGCUUUCUGAACAGGGCAGUCCCAAGUCAAGUCAGGCAGAGGCCCAACUGUUUUCUCAGGUAAAUGAAUCAAAAGUCACAGAAAUAACUGGAAACAAAACUAUAAUGGACAGAAUUGGGAAGCUCUAUGGCUUUAAUGCAUCUGAAGAGAAUACUGAUGCAAACUCGAGAGAUAACAUCCGUGCAAAACGAUACUCUGCUCCAGUUGGUGACUGGCUUUAUAAUUCAGAUGCUGUCGAUUCAAAUUUAAGUCACUGGAGCCCAAAAAAGGAUGGAUCUGAUUUUACUUCUACUCCAGACAUCAGUUCAUCAGUUUUACCCAACAAAAAUAAUGUGAGAAAAGAUACAACAUCUCCAGUAUCUAUGUGGUCUAGGGAAAAACCCCUUGAAAAAGAUUCAACUGGUUUGAUGGCUAAAAGUGGAUGCAAUGUGAAAACCCAACUUGGAGAACCUGUGGCGAGACUGGAAACGUAUUCCUUAGAUAGAGCAAGGAGCAGAAAUAGUCCAGCUGCGCUUUCCAGAGCUCUUAGGACUCAGGAGUCUUCAGGUUCAUCUUCUGGCUCAAGCACACCUGAGAAAACUAUGCAGCUGAUUAGGCAAGAAAGCAUCAUGAAAGAAGUGGAGAAAGACAGGCAGGUCAACCGAACAACUGAUAAUUCAACCCCUGUCAGAGUCCCGGAGACAAGUCCAAGAAAACAGGUCAAUGACUCACCAGGAAUUUAUUCACUGGGUAAAGAAGCGACUGGACAACCCAAAUCUCAUUUUUCCCGAAGUGUGACAGUAGACAGUGACAGAUAUAAAGGAAAUGAAGAUGUGUUCGAGCUUGGCUCAUCAACACUUCCAAGAAUGAAGAGGCUGAGCUUCCAAGAGAAAGGCCAAGUGCAAUCUUUGGAUUUGGUGCGAAAUGCAAUUCACAAAUUUGAGACUCUUGCCCACCAAAACCAGAGCCCAUCCCAGACUAUUCGCACCAGAAGAACUUUUUCUGUCCCAGAAAAGACUAACCUAGUUUUUGGAGUGAGUAAGAGCAAUUCAGAUAAAUCUCUGAACGAAUGGAGGGGUGUCUGGAACACAAAAAACUCCUUUAGUAAGAGUAAUGCUAAAGAAGAUAUUUCCCGGAGUUCUCCUGAUCAAAAACAACUGGACAAGUCUGCUCCUGUCCAGAGUAAAGAGCUCAACAUUACUCUUUACAAUAUUAAGGACAAUAUCAAAACUUCUGUAAUAAACAGGCCAGUGGACGCAAAAGAUCACUCCAAAGAUAGCCCUACAAAUAUAAAAAACAUUGAAUUAACUGCAGAAACUGCUAGACCUCAUCUCAGUGUUGCACUCCCCCAAAACACAAACAUUAAGUCCAAUCCAAGCACAGAUGUAUCCCAUCCUAAACCUAAAGACUCUGUCAGGUCACAAAGCCAAAGAGCCAAUUUAUCAGAUGCCAAAGAUGAAGCCAACCUCCAAAUCCAAGAAUUUCCUCAAGGUAAUUCAACCACUAAAAGUGUUAAAGAGACCACCCCAGUGUUUCCAGAUUCAGUUCCAUCCUUUUCUUCAAUAAAGGACUCAAAGACUUCCUCAACGGCCAACAGUACUCAUCCCAAAUUACCAUCAAUUCCUUUGGUUGACUCUACUGUAACAACACCUGCCCCUUCCACUCUGAGGGAUCUCAACAAUAUUUGUGGGACAAGAGAUGAAAAAGUAGCUGCAAAGGUUUCUAGGUGGAUCGCUAACAAAGGAGAUGGUGUUCAUGCUACUGUUUAUGACAGUGACGAUGAUGAUGAACUUGAUGACGAAGAAGACACAGAGGGAACAGAAAGAGGAGACGAAUCUGACUCAGGGGAAUCAUCAGUAACCAUCACAAGCAACACAAGCCAGUCAGACCACAGAAGUUUUUCAUUAAGCUUUGUAGACCUGUGUAAUCUGGGGGGAAUGGACUACCCUGCUUCACAUGGGAAAGGCUCGAUAGACGAGGAGAAGUGGAUGUCUAAGAGAUCCGCCUCUCUGAGCUCAGACAUCUCAGUCCUGUCCAGCGUGACGCUGCUGGCUACAGAGGAGCUGGACUGUCUGCUGGAUGAUGUCAGGGGACUGGGAGACGAUGCUUUAGAGAACUGUGAGGAUGUUCAGGUGGUCGUACUGCAUAAGGAAGUGGGGAGGGGACUCGGCUUCACCGUAGCAGGAGGAGUGGAUCAGAAUAAACCUGUUACAGUCCACAGGGUGUUUCCCUAUGGUGCAGCCGGCCAGGAGGGCUCUAUCCAAGAAGGCGACCAGGUGCUGUCAAUCAAUGGCACUUCUUUACAGAACUCCGCCCACUGGGAGGCCCUGCGCACUCUGAGAAAGGCAAGGUUGCGUGGAAUGGCAGUGGUGGUGCUCAGGCCAGGUAACACCACUGAAAACCAGUUCAGCACUAAAGGCAGCCCGCAGAAGACUGUAGGAAACUCUGCAGGCAGCAAAAUACGUGUGACUUUGACUAAGUCUAGGUAUGACCUGGGCUUCAGUCUUGAAGGAGGAGUGGGCUCCAGCCUGGGGGAUAAACCCCUUACUGUACAGAGGAUUUUUCAGGGUGGCCCUGUUGGGAAGGUACUUCCAGGAGAUGAACUAGUGGAAAUUCAGGGUCAGACUUUGGGUGGUCUAAGACGUCUGGAGGCCUGGAACUUGAUUAAAAGACUGCCCCCUGGCCCUGUGGAGGUGUUACUGCAUCGCCCUCAUCAGCCAUAUUGAGGACUGGAUUGACUGGGCAAUUUUGUUUUUCAAAACAAGGUUGAUGGGCUUCACCAGCUAUGUUAUAUUUUCAGUGUUAUUUAUUAUUUUAUGAUUGUUUAACAGUGUGGAAGAACCCGUCUCAGAUUUCAGCAGACAUUAUAAGAGACUUAAAUUAGAAAACUGAGAGGGAAGGAAUGCAAGAAUACAAUAACCAACUUCACCAGCAGCUUUACCACCAAGUAAAAGUUUUUUUUUUUUUUUUUUACACAGAGACAAAUUUUUCUUUUAUUUCCUAUUUCUUUAUUCAGCUUCAACACAUCUGACCAUCAGCAGGCCCUGGAGGAAACUAUACAAUGCCACCAUGUGGACAAAAAUAUAUUUUUGUCUAUUAUGCUUUCUACUGAAAUACUUAAAGGAUUCUUUUUUUUUUUUACAUUAUCCAACUACAAGCCAUCAUAUGUAUCUGCCGCAUGAUGUUGGUUUUCUGGACAGAAGAACAUGUUGUAGCUAAGAAGCAAGACCAAGUCAAGACUGUGACAGGACUGAGAUCAGAUGUAUCUAGCUAAUAUAAAUCUAUAAAUUAGCUAAUCAAUGCUGUUUAGUUGCAUUCUGUCUUUUAAAAAGUGCUAAAUAUAUCCAUCUGUCCCUUCAGAUCUUAAUAUUAUGCUUGACACACAAAAAAUGUGUUUCCAAUUAAUUAUGUCCAUUUUAAUACAAUAUAAAGAACAUCCAACAGAUCACAUUGUCAAAAUUUAAAAACAACAAAAAUAUAUGAGAGAUAUGAGAUAAAAGGUUUUUGUGACAAUAUGUAAUUGAGCAGAUAGUGUAGUGAUACUGUAAUGAGUGCCGCAUGUACCAACACCCUUAGCCCAAGUCAAAUGUGGCAUAACUCUGGCUGCUGAGUAUAAUACAACAAUCUGCCCAAGCCUCUUGUGCCAACACUAUGGUUGCUGAGUAAAAUAUAAGAAUCAACCCAAGCUGUUUCUGCCAGCAAUUUUGUUACUGAUUAUAAUAUGAAAAUUGGCCCAAAGCAUUUGUGCCAACACCCCGGUUAGCAAGUAUAAUAUGGGAAUUGGCCCAUGUUGCAUGUGUAACACUAUGGUUGGUGGGUAUAAUAAUAAAAUUGGCACAAAAUCCAAAUGCCGAGUAUAAACCACAUUUCGGCCCAAUACCACAUGGCCAGAUUCGUUAUGCUAUCUGAGAACUCUUCUACAAAUAAAAACAUCCAAAAGGUUUUUUACAUUACAUUACAUUACAUUACAUUUGGCAGACGCUUUUGUCCAAAGCGACUUACAGGAGGUUUACAAAAGGUUUGCCUCCAACACCAACCAUAUAUAAAUAAUUUUGCCAAAAGGUUUGCCAAAAGUGCAGGUUUACAACUUAUCCCAGAGAAACAUUUAGCUGUGAGAGAUUGUAGAAAAGCAAGGACAGCACAUCAUCUUCCUCUGCUGGCUAGUUGCAGUAUGAAGCAUUUUGUCAAUAUUUACAUUAAUCAGAUAAGAUGUCACAUUAAUAGAGCAUAUUAGGUUAUUGUGAAUCUGACUUAAGUCAAAUUACUAUUAAAGCUAAAAAACGAUUAAGACUUGAGUUCUCCUACCCUAGUCCUGAACUAUACAACAUGCUGAGUGGGAAAUGUAAUCUAGGACUAGGCCUAAUCACUGUCCAGGAAACCGACCCUUACCCUCCUCAUUUAUGGAGCUACAGUACAUUGCUAUCAGGUAAAGAUGGAGCAGAGAUACUUUCCCUUAUAACAUAUUUAAAAUAGAACUGUUGUACAGAAUAGUCGUCAGGGAAACCAAAAGCACUGGAAGUUUAAAAUAAGAGGAAACGCAUAUAUUGUCUCUGUGGAGAUUGACUAUUUUAUCAGCUGUAUUUUAACAUCUUUUUAUUGCUAUUAUCAUAAUAGAAUUUAACCAGUGUGAGUUUGUUCAUUGUUUGUAUUUUAUUAUAAUGUAGAAUAUAUGUAUAUUUGAUUUAAAAUAAUACAGAUCCAUCCUA